CCCCUCCCUUGUCCUCCCUGCCGUUUCAUCUUUUCUCCUUGCCCUUGGCAUGUCGGCCUCUGACGCUCCACCGCGCGUGGACGCCACACCAUCCACCUCGGGUGCUGCUCCGCCCUCCCCCUCGAGACCGGAGAUGGCUCCUCCGGCUCCAUCCGAGGAGAGGCCUCGUGCCCAGGAUCCGGUCGCGCUGGCGACAGCAAUGUUUCACACGGCCAUCGAAUUAUCGCCCGUCUUCCAGAGCCAGGGGAAAAUCCGUGCCUUGGUGGCCGGCACGCGUGAACUUCGGGUUUCUCAGCUCGCUGCGUAUUCGACUCAGGCCAAGGAAGAGUCCCUUUCCGUACUCGGUAUUCUGACAGCCAAGUCGGAUCCCCUCAAGUCUUCCAAAGGCGAACUCUAUGUUCGCUGGAAGUUGACCGACCUCCGCGGGGACACCUCGAAUCCCCGGGCUUCGGCGGCUCUGCUGCUUUUUGGCUCGGUUUUCAAGGACCAUGCGGAUAUUGAGGAGGGCACGGCCAUCCUCCUCCGCCGUCCAAAGGUUCUUCCGCAAACCACCACCGACCAAACGACCACGCUAUUCAUUCGCGACUCGCGUCAGCUUUGUCCCAUUGGCCGGGCCGUGCAUUUUGGCGUUUGCGACGCAAUUCGCACUAGCACAGGGCAGCGCUGUACCAUCAAGAUCGACACAUCGCGUGGGCCCACUUGUGAACACCACUUGAUGAUGGCUUUCAGGUCGUCAGUUCUCAAUCGCGCGGAACUGCGAGUUGGUCCCUCAUCCGUCCGUCCUGACACUGGCACCCGGCGUCAGGGCCGCAACUCGACCCUGGAUGUGGCUCACCUGGCCGGCCCCGAGGCGGCCGGGCUGAAGCUCCUGCCUGACGGCCAACUUGUGGAUCUGGGCACCCUGGCCAAAAACCGCGCUGCCGACGCGGCCGCCGCGCACCGGUCUUUUGAAAAGUUCCUGGAGGCCAAUCCCCAGAUGCGGCGACCGGCACCGGCGGCCGAGCUGUCAUACAAGCGCGAACGCACCAGCCUUGAACUAUCGGACCCCGGGUCCGAGCUCAAUAGUCGCGCCUUCGUCCCGAUCAUCGGUGGAGGCCUCGGGCCGUCGGUUGUUGGCGCUCACCUUUCGGCAAGUGGAAAGUCCACUCCAGCCAAGCGCCCGCGCACCGCACCCGAUGCUGCCCCUCUCAUUGACUUGGAGCUGCCCGAGGUGGCCACUGACAUUGCCAUUUCGCAGAUGGCCGUUGCCACGGAGCUGGGCCGUCGCGCGGUCGCCUCAAACGGCCCUGCUCUCUUCCCGGCGCCCGAUCCAUCGGUCCCUCGAACACAGGCGGAGGCUCUUCCGGCCGACGUGCGCCGGUCUAGCUCGCUGGACACGGCCGGGCGAUCUCGCUCAUCCGUGGUGUCCAACAGUGUGUUGCUAUCGGCCUUCGAGCGGCGCCGGCCGGCCGCAACAGCCUCGGCCGUCAAGGCCUCAUCCGGCAAGUCCAACCCGAAGGAGGCCUCAUCUGGUGCCACGCGCGACCCCUCGGCCGAUGCCCUGAUGAAGGCACUCGGCAUGGAUGCAUCCCUGGUCAAGAGUGCCGGAUCGGCUCGGUCCCUGCAACAAGACAAGAUCAAUGCCGAGGAGAAGAAGCAGCGAGAUGUGGUGUUCAAUCGCCUCGCCAAGCAGGAGCGCGCGUAUGAUCGUAUGCGCAAAGUGCAGUUCAUCACCGUGCGCGCGGUGUUCUGUCCGUCGGUGCGUUUCCAGACAGCUGCCACCACAAUCACAGCCACACACAAUCACAGCCACACACAAUCACAGCCACACACACACACACACACACUCCACAUGACUGUCAUGCAUCGAUAUGUGGAUGUAUUGUUCAUUUGUAUAUGCGCGCAUGUCAUUUGUCCCUUGGCGUUCCUUUUACCAUUUCGCCAUCCCGACCACCGCUGAUUUCCUGGGCCCUGUACAGUGCGACCUGUGGUCUGAGAAGCCAACUCCAAUGUGUGACGAACUCGGACACGCCUAUCGGACAGGCCAGCCUCGGAAGAAGCACUUCUUCCGGUGCACCAACUGUCGGUGGCGCACGGACUCCCUCUAUCCGUAUCCCCGGCAUCAGUGCUUCAACUGCAAGUCGAAUGGCUUCCUCCCCUGUGGCAUGGUCGAUGAGGAUGCCGCCAAGAUCUCGGAUUUCACCGGCUUGGAUGAGGAGUACGGCAAGAACUUGAAGGAGUGACCGUCCAUCCGGCCCUUGCAUCUCCAAGAAGACUUCCCGAAUAUACCGCCGGCAACACGCCUACAUGUCGUGUAAAGGGGAGGGCGGGCAUCAAAUGUCCAGAAGAGACUAAUUUACAUUU
Molecule: messenger RNA, 2343 nt
Organism: Fonticula alba
Lineage: Eukaryota; Rotosphaerida; Fonticulaceae
Exons: 10
Coding region: 50-1939 (629 amino acids)
Biological process (GO): DNA replication initiation; DNA replication
Cellular component (GO): replication fork protection complex; nucleus
Molecular function (GO): single-stranded DNA binding; DNA replication origin binding
Source: RefSeq, a predicted model, not a curated record